Tripterygium wilfordii is the source of this 1753-nucleotide messenger RNA. RefSeq lists its product as uncharacterized. The coding region runs from base 178 to 1668 and encodes 496 amino acids. The transcript has 2 exons. Lineage: Eukaryota; Viridiplantae; Streptophyta; Magnoliopsida; Celastrales; Celastraceae. The record is from RefSeq and is a predicted model, not a curated record. Gene Ontology annotation, molecular function: glycosyltransferase activity.
GGCCCUGAAAUCCUGUAAUACUUAAAUUUUUUUUUCCUGAAAUUUUUCUUGGGGUUGUGAUUUGCGUGAAGAUCUGAUUUCCUCGUGAUAAUUCCUCACUUUCCAUGUGAGAGAGGUGGUCAAUUGGCUCAUUAUCAUAGGCUCUGAGCCACCCUUCUCUGUUGAUCAUCACCAACCAUGACCAAAUCACCUCCAGAGAGAAUUAGACCCGGUAGCCCCAUUACUCAUCAGAAAUACAUCAAGAAAACCACCAUCUCCCUCUCCUCUUGCUUCUCUCCUAAACUCUCUAUCCUCCUCUUAACCACCUGUGCAAUCCUCUUCUUUCUCUACCAAAUCCAAUCUCUCCACUCUUCUUCUCCUGCCUUUCCACCUUCAUGGUCUCUCAUCCACACUCUCUCCAACUCCACCUGCUCACAGAACAGCCAUCAAGACCCCCUCCUCCGAUCAAUGACAGAAAAGCUCCGAGAAUCUGUCACAUUCCUCCCGCUCAAAGACCUCCGUUACGCAGACAAAGCACAUCAGGGUCACACAUGGUUCAUGAGCUCCAUGUAUGACACUCACAUGGAAGGUGAGGUUCAAUACCAGCAGUUCCCAUCUGAAGACUCAAAAAGUCGGUUACUAUGCCUCAAAGGGCGCGACAACCAUGAUGGUUCAUGGAACUACUACGCGCUAGCCUGGCCUGAUACCCUCCCUGUCAAUGCUACUCUCAUGAAGGGAUUAACAUUUGUGUCAUACAAUCACUACAACUAUGAAAACAUCUGGCAUGGGUUAUCUGCUAUGGUUCCAUUUGUUGCUUGGCACGCGAGAAACAACUGCGCUCUGCCUUCCAGGUGGGUUUUGUACCACUGGGGGGAGCUCCGGCACAGAAUGGGGACAUGGUUAAGGACCUUAAUGGAGGCAACCUUCGAUCGAACGCCAUAUAUAGAGACAUUUGAGGGUAUUGAGGACAAUGAUGAGCCAGUUUGCUUUGAGAAGGCUGUGGUGAUGAGACACAAUGAAGGAGGGAUGUCAAGGGAUAGAAGAAUUGAAGUCUAUGAUAUUAUGAGAUGCAAAGCUAGGGUGUACUGCAAUGUAAGCAAGGAGGAGGAUCAUGCUGAGAAGGGGAAGACAGUGAUUGGGAUGACACUGUUUAUGAGGACAGGGCCGAGAUCGUUCAAGAACGAGACGGCAGUGACUGAGAUCUUUGGAAGAGAGUGUGCUAAGGUAGAGGGUUGCCGGUUGAUGAUGGCUUACUCCAACAAUCUCACAUUCUGCGAUCAGGUGAAGAUAAUGAGCUUGACAGACAUUCUAAUAUCCCCACAUGGUGCACAACUCACAAAUAUGUUCCUGAUGGACAAGAACAGCAGUGUCAUGGAGUUCUUCCCUAAAGGAUGGCUUAAACUGGCUGGUGUAGGCCAAUACGUCUACCAUUGGAUCGCUAGCUGGUCCGGUAUGAUACAUGAAGGGGCGUGGCGAGACCCGGAUGGGGAAACCUGCCCCUACCCAGAUUCUGAUCCCCGGUGCAUGUCAAUAUACAAAAGUGGCAGAAUUGGAUUCAAUGAGACUUAUUUUAGUGAAUGGGCAAGAGAUGUACUCAAUGAGGUUAAAGCAAGAAAGCUGGAGGCUGCACCAGCUCAGCAUAGUGCUUCUGCUGCUACCAUUCCUAAUAUUGGUUGUGGUUGUAGCUAAAUUAUUACUCUUUUGAAACACUACUUUCAGCUUACUAAAUACUUUUUUAACCUUAAAUUUCUUCUUAAUUUGCGCUAUAAAUGCG